Messenger RNA from Mixia osmundae IAM 14324, 2686 nucleotides. RefSeq lists its product as uncharacterized. The record is from RefSeq and is a predicted model, not a curated record. The transcript is spliced from 3 exons. Gene Ontology annotation, molecular function: protein serine/threonine phosphatase activity. Gene Ontology annotation, cellular component: cytoplasm; nucleus. NCBI's taxonomy places the organism in Eukaryota, Fungi, Basidiomycota, Mixiomycetes, Mixiales, Mixiaceae. Bases 443 to 2365 code for a protein of 640 amino acids.
GUGGCGCCUUGCACAAGCACACACUGACCGAAAGCGGGCUGGCUUCUGGCGCUAUGCGGUCUUGACUGGUCUGGUCGUUUCACGAGACUGCAGCUCAGCCAGAGGGAUCAGCAGAUAGCUCGCCGAGGCAGGAACGAACAGGACGCCAGCGCGAGCGUACCCGCCCAAUCUUGGCACUCCGCUCGAGCUGUCACUGCUGCGAGCGAGCGAGCUGUGUUCCGACUUUCCGAGUCUCCUACCACGGCCAGCACUGUAGAGUUGCUUCCCCGCUUCAAGCUGAACCGGUCCAGACGCUUCACGCAAGUCUCACCCGACCGGAGCAGCCGGCGGUAAGGUCACUCAUCCCAGGCUCAUCAGCCGACGGUCAUCAUCCUGUCCAUUGACUGCCUUGACGAGUCACCAGACGAGGUGUGAGAUCCGAGCAAAGCGUGCGGACACAGUCAUGCCGGCCUGGUACAAGACCCUCAUGGGUGCCUCGAGCAGUUCCUCAUCUGGUUCGAGCUCGAGGCGGCACGGCCACAGAUCAUCAGCGUCUACCUCAUCUGUCGAUCCAGAUGCUUCGCUCACAUCUGCUAGCUCGAGCGGGACACCGUCCCGGCAGGGUAGCUCCAGUACCUCUGCCUCUCCCGUACAAGCGAGAGAGCUGGCCAGCCAGGAUCCUAGCCGAUCCUCGACCCUGUCGAACGACCCGACAGACGAAGAAGCGCAGAAGAACAUGAACACAGCACUAGGCUCGCCUCCUUCCGGGAUACCCAGACGGACAUCCGUCACCGCGCCGCCGCCAAAUGCAUCAGCUGCCACCUCGAGCACAGCCAGGUCAGAUCCGCCAACUCAGGCCAUCCCGAUAUCAUCGAGCACGUCCCAAGAUGCGGGCGAGGAUGAUGUCUCGCCGAGACCUAUGCCUGCUUCUAGUCAGCAGUAUGGCACAUCGCCUUCACAUGCGCGUCAUCGAUCACCUUCAGCUGCUGCAGCUCCCGCAGUCAGCGCACCGUCUACCGCCAGUUCGCCCAUCGACGCUACGGCCACCUCGUCGACGUCCAGUGCGAGUGCGCAGGAAGAGCUUGCAAAGCAGAGCGAAGGCUUGACCGCUGUGCCAAUGACGGCCAGCGCGAGCAAUGGCAGUACCCAUGCACGCUCAAGCAGUCCUCCCAGACGAAGCUCAACAACCUCGUCCGCCGCUUCAACAUCUUCUAGGCCCGUCGACCCGCAGAUACCGACCACGCAUACCAUCCUGGCCAAUCCGCCCUCGACGACUGGCUUCGCAGCGGGCGGACUGCUCAGCGCAGCCUCCUCCCUUGCCAUCGGAUCCGCUCUUGGCUCGAGCGUCGACAAUCGAUCGAACCAAGGCUCGGUCGACAACCGGUCCAAUGCGAAAGGUGCAAAAGAGGGUUCCAAUGGAAAUGCGCAGACUUUCGAUAUCGACGAUAUGAUCUCGAGAUUGCUAGAUGCAGGCUAUACCGGCAAAGUGUCCAAAUCUGUCUGUCUCAAGAAUCCAGAAAUCAAUGCCAUCUGUCAAGCUGCACGUGAAGUCUUUCUGUCCCAGCCGACACUCAUCGAGCUCUCCCCACCUGUCAAGAUAGUAGGAGAUGUGCACGGGCAGUACUCCGAUCUGAUUCGUCUCUUCGAAAUGUGUGGGUUUCCGCCAAGCUCAAACUAUCUGUUCCUGGGCGACUAUGUCGAUCGAGGCAAACAAUCACUGGAAACGAUCUUGCUCCUGUUAUGUUACAAGAUCAAGUACCCCGAAAACUUUUUCCUGCUACGCGGCAAUCACGAAUGUGCAAAUGUCACUCGAGUGUAUGGAUUCUACGACGAGUGCAAGCGGCGCUGCAAUAUCAAAGUGUGGAAGACCUUUAUCGACGUCUUCAACUGCCUGCCGAUCGCAGCCGUCGUGGCUUCCAAGAUCUUCUGCGUUCACGGAGGUCUGUCACCCUCCUUGGGUGCAAUGGACGACAUUCGCAAGAUACGCCGUCCUGCCGAUGUGCCAGACUAUGGCCUGCUCAACGAUCUACUAUGGUCAGAUCCGAGCGAUACCGCACUCGAUUGGGAGGACAACGAGAGAGGCGUGAGCUACUGCUUCGGCAAAGCCGUCAUUCAGCAAUUCUUAGCCAACUACGAUUUCGAUCUCAUCUGUAGGGCCCACAUGGUCGUCGAGGACGGAUACGAGUUCUGGAACGAACGGACGCUCGUCACCAUCUUCAGCGCGCCAAAUUACUGCGGCGAGUUUGAUAACUUUGGCGCAGUGAUGAGUGUAUCUGAAGAUCUCUUGUGCGCAUUCGAACUUCUCAAGCCACUUGACGGGCCAGCACUCAAGAAGGAGAUGGCCAAGAAUCGAAGGCGAAACUCGUCAGGCAUUAGCAUCACCUGACAAAGUGUGUCUGUGCUCAUCUCGUGUUUCCCUUGCACUCACACGCCCGCAACUCUUACGAACGCCUCACGAUUGUUGCUCAGGAGGACAUGGCUGGUCCUUCUCGCCGCUCACAUUGUGUGUGACCUUGUAGAUACACAAAUUCAAAAAAGUGAACCACUGUAUAUCUCGCAACGAUAGCGCUCGUGCAUCUACUGAUCUUCGAUCGCUAUGGCUUGACUUGCGUCGACCACGAAAAGCAGCGUCUUUAUAUCAAGGCAAGGAAAGUCAGCGGGCGUGAUGAAUCUCAGCUUGCAAGCGCGUCGAGGCGCUCGUCUAGCU